ACACACACACACACACACACACACACAGAAACCCCUUGAGUGUGCCUGGGUGAAGAGCAGCAGAAACAUGAGUGCACCAGAGGAUGAGAAGUAUCCCAGAAAGAUCCUGGGGUACAUGGAGGGCUUCUUGAUAUCCAAGACCCUGUUUGCUGCGUGUGAGCUGGGAGUGUUUGACCACUUGGAGGCAUCAGAGCGCCCCCUCUCAGCUGCGGAGGUAGCACAGGCUCUGGACACCAGUGAGGACGGAACACAGCGGCUGCUCUCGGCUUGUGCUGGCCUGGAGCUGCUCGUUGUCCAGCAAUGCAAUGACCAAGUUGUGUACAGCAACACUGGUCUGUCCAGUAGAUACCUGACGCGGAGCGGCCCCCAGUCUCUCUACCACUCCAUACAGUACAACUCCAAGACCAUCUACCUCUGCUGGCACUACCUCACUGAUGCAGUCAGGGAAGGACGGAACCAGUACGAGAAGGCGUUUGGUGUCAGCUCUAAAGAUCUUUUUGAGGCACUGUACAGGUCGGAUGAAGAGAUGGUGAAGUUCAUGCAUCUGAUGAACUCGAUAUGGAACAUAUGCGGCAAAGAUGUGGUCACAGCAUUCGAUCUCUCAUCUUUCAAGAUCAUCUAUGACCUUGGAGGCUGCAGCGGUGCAUUAGCCAAACAGUGCACUCUGGCGUACCCCGGAUCCAGCGUGACCAUCUUCGACCUUCCUAAGGUGGUGCAGAUGUCAAGAGAGCAUUUUGUGUCAGCCGAGGACAAGAGGAUUUCAUUCCAUGAAGGGGACUUUUUUAAGGACAAGCUGCCUGAAGCUGACCUCUACAUCCUGGCCAGGAUACUGCAUGACUGGACUGAUGACCGCAGCUUGGAGCUCCUGGCCAAAGUCUACCAGUCCUGCAGACCGGGUGGAGGGGUGCUGCUGGUGGAGGCCCUGCUGCAUGAGGACGGCAGUGGGCCGCUGACGGCGCAGCUCUACUCCCUCAACAUGCUGGUGCAGACGGAGGGCAGGGAGCGCCGUGCCUCCGAGUACACCAGCCUCCUCACCGCCGCCGGCUUCACCAGCAUCCAGGUCCAGCGCACGGGCAAGCUCUACGACGCCAUCCUGGCCAGGAGAUAGAGAUAGAGAUAGAGAUAGAGA
Clupea harengus (Atlantic herring) is the source of this 1129-nucleotide messenger RNA. RefSeq names its product acetylserotonin O-methyltransferase (gene asmt). The record is from RefSeq and is a predicted model, not a curated record. Gene Ontology annotation, molecular function: O-methyltransferase activity; protein dimerization activity. NCBI's taxonomy places the organism in Eukaryota, Metazoa, Chordata, Actinopteri, Clupeiformes, Clupeidae.